AUUUCCGACGCGUCAGCGCGCGAUUUAUAAACUAAUGUUAAUUUCAUGAAACCGACAUAACUUCGAAACGACAAUAUGGCAAAGGCAACGAGCGUUUGUUCUCGACGUAAACUUGUAAUUUUUGCCAGCGAAUUAGCCAGCGCAAUUGGACGGCAUAGAUAUCAAUCCAGAGAAGAAACAUUUCAGCGAGUCUGGCUUCGAUCGCAUGAGCAAUCAUUCGUUUUUGCGAAUGCUUUGAGGUUUCAAAGCGACGUUCGUCCAAUCUUGGCAGUUUCUGAAGAAUUGUUGAUUCAGUUUCCAUCUUUGGAAAAAGAAGACGACCCCGUCGAUUUUGCUUCCGCUGUUAGAAGGGUAAUCUGCGACAUUUCUUUCAGAAGAUUGUACGGGCAAAUUCUGAAUUUUCUGAAAGCAAAGUUGUUGAAGAACGAGAAAGAAGAACAAAUCCUCGAGUCAGCAAAAGUGAUCAAACGUGUUACAACCGAGGUGAAGACACUUUGUGAGAACGAAAAAAAACUCGUGGAAUCUGCCGUGAAAGAGAUUUGUGACAAACAAGGGAUCAACACGAAGGAAGUUGUCAAAGCAGUGGAGUCCAAAAUUACCAAGGAUCGCGGAACAAAAUUGGAGGAAAAAGCUGUGCAAGAUUUUGAGAAAGUGAAAGGGAUCGAGAUCGAACGUCCGAUCGCACCUCAUCUGUUCUACCAGGAUAUGGAGUACAACGGAUUACAGUGGAGUGUAUGCGGUAAAGUGGAUGCCGAGACAGAAGAUAGCGUUAUUGAAGUUAAAAACAGAAGAAACCGAUUUAUGUGCCCAGAGUAUGAUUACAUACAGCUUCAAACAUACCUAUUCUUAAGGGGUAAGUCUAAGGGUGUCUUACUGGAGAGAUUGAAAGGUGAAAACAAAGAAACCUGCUUUGAAUUUGAUCAUGAGCACUGGGAAGAAGUGACCAUUGACUUGGCUGAGUUUGUUGCUGAAUUGUCACAUGCCAUGAACAUGAGUAAACAGGCCUUGUAUGGGUAUACAUCACCAAAGAAACGAGGGCAUGAUCAAGUGGCUGUGGUUAACGAACAAGCUUGUAACCAGGACACAGAUGAGGGGCAAGUGAAGAAGACUGCUGUGGAAAAAGUGGAAGAGACUACCACAGUUAUCGAAAUACAGGAUAAUAAUGAAUAGAGACAUUUGAGAAAACAGACCUCCCUCCUUAUAACAAAUUUCUAAGUCAUCUGAGUAAAAGUUGAACUGUGUUACAUAGUGUACCACAUCCAAAGAACCUACUUCAUCAUCUCAAUUUUACACACUCUGGCUUCUGCUCAAUAGGGCACUUUCCUUAGAGUGUGAUUCACCUGAUGACUGGGUAAAAGUAAAAUUGAGUGUCAUUAUUAUAGGUUAUAUAAUAGAUUCCAGUAGGAUUUUUUUUGGUUGUGAUUGACCAGCCUUUCUUCAUAAUAAAAAAAAAAAUUAAAUCCAUACUGAUAGAAUUGGUGCAUACCUAAGGAUAAAAAGAUCCUAUUAGGAAUUUCUGCCAAGAAUAAGUUGUUAUCAUUUAAAUCCAUCAGCUAGCAUCAUGGAUAAACUCUAUUGCAAAUCUGCUAGCUUAAGACUUUUUGGUAUUUUUUUUCACUAAAAAUAAAAAAUAAAAAUAAAACAUCUUUCACUUCUGAACAUAAUUUUAUGAAUUUUACAAUUUUUGCGUGGAAAAUUACUCAAAUUAAUGAGAAAUCACAAUGUCAAUGAGAAUAGUUAUUUAUUUCCAGACUCCACUUACACUGCAGAGAUACAUUAGAUGUUUUAACUUAUUGUUAAAUAGAGACUACAACAUCACAAAGUCAUUACAUCAUAAAGUAAAAGCUAUUUAUUGUUAAGAUUUACAUGUAGGACAAUUUAUGUGUAAUGUAUUUAAUUGAGAAUUGAAAUAUAAUUUUCUAGAUAUUCAGUUAUAAUCUACAGAAAAAUGUGUUGCAAGAACUAAAUCUUAAAAAAAUAAUCUUGUCUUUAAUUAAAUAAAAUCACUUGUAGCCUUGUAGUUUACAAUUUGAUCAGCAUGUACCAAUUUUGUAUUAGUAGUGUAUAGUUACUCAUAUGUUCUAAAGAAAAAAUUCUUUAGUAGGAGGGAAUGCCAAUCUACUAAAUAUUUUUCCAAUAA
Messenger RNA from Pocillopora damicornis (cauliflower coral), 2140 nucleotides. RefSeq lists its product as uncharacterized. The record is from RefSeq and is a predicted model, not a curated record. NCBI's taxonomy places the organism in Eukaryota, Metazoa, Cnidaria, Anthozoa, Scleractinia, Pocilloporidae.